Molecule: messenger RNA, 2593 nt
Organism: Drosophila kikkawai
Lineage: Eukaryota; Metazoa; Arthropoda; Insecta; Diptera; Drosophilidae
Gene: mnd
Product: L-type amino acid transporter minidiscs
Biological process (GO): amino acid transmembrane transport
Cellular component (GO): membrane
Molecular function (GO): L-amino acid transmembrane transporter activity
Source: RefSeq, a predicted model, not a curated record
CUUAGUUUCAACUCAGAGCGUGUGGCGAGCGGUCGGUUCGCUUUGGUGAUAUUUUGUUCGAAAAGAAAAAUUCAGAGACACGUUUUUCCGUAACGCAAAGUUCCCGAAGAUGCCUCUCCAUCGAACUCUAUAAAACCACGUGUGUUCCUACAGCUUAUCUUUGGAUAUAUUGAUAUAGUGUAUGUGUUGUUCCACCCUUCAGGGCAGAGUGUGUGUGAAUAAGUGAGCAUUGAAAGCGGCGGAAAAAAAACAACAGAAAAACCAUGUGGACUGAACCGAACUGAACUGUAUACGAAGCUCCACGCUGGCACAGAGAGAACGCUGAUAAAAAAUAUACAACAAACUCAAGACAAAACCAAUGUUUAAACCAAGAUAAAAUAUAAAAAAAUAAAUAAAAAUUCAGAGAAGCAAAUCUGUAAAGUGAGAACCUUGAAAGGAGAGCCAGGAUCAACCUAAAUAUCACCAAAAAUAAAAACACAAAAAGUGCCCAAAUAUCAAAGCUACAAGCAAUGAACUUAACUAAAAACCUGUAUCAAUAAAUAAACAAUAAAAAAUAUAUUAAAAUAAAUACCAGAUCCUUGAUCCUCGCUCAACAAUAUCCCAAAAAUAUGGCUCGCGUUCAGGCCAGCGACUCCCUGAUUCCCCGCCAGGUCUUUGAGGUUCCGCCGGCGGAGCCCAACAACUCCACGGCAGACAGCGGCAGCCAGGGUUCCGGUGUCAAACUGAAGAAACAGAUUGGCCUUCUGGAUGGAGUGGCCAUCAUUGUUGGCGUCAUCGUGGGCUCCGGCAUCUUUGUCAGCCCCAAGGGUGUCCUCAAAUUCUCUGGUUCUAUUGGUCAAUCGCUCAUCGUCUGGGUCCUCUGCGGUGUCCUCAGCAUGGUGGGCGCCCUUUGCUACGCGGAACUGGGUACAAUGAUCCCGAAGUCCGGAGGAGAUUACGCCUAUAUUGGCAUUGCAUUUGGUCCCCUGCCUGCCUUCCUCUAUCUGUGGGUGGCCCUGCUGAUCCUGGUGCCCACGGGUAAUGCCAUCACUGCCCUGACCUUUGCCCAGUAUCUGCUGAAACCCUUCUGGCCCUCCUGCGAGGCGCCCAUCGAAGCAGUUCAGCUGCUGGCGGCUGCCAUGAUAUGUGUGCUGACCGUUAUCAACUGCUACAACGUCAAGUGGGUGACACGUGUGACGGACAUUUUCACCGGCACCAAGGUGCUUGCCCUGCUGGUGAUUGUCGGUGCCGGUGUCUGGUGGCUGCUGGAUGGGAAUACAGAGCACUGGGAUCAACCAUUUUCCGGAAGUCUGCAGACACCUGGUUACAUUGCUUUAGCCUUCUACAGCGGUCUGUUUUCGUACUCCGGCUGGAAUUACCUGAACUUUGUGACCGAGGAACUAAAGGAUCCAUACCGGAAUCUACCCAAAGCCAUCUGCAUCUCCAUGCCUGUGGUUACAAUUAUUUACAUGAUCACAAAUAUAGGUUACUUUUCGGUGCUGUCGCCGGAUGAGAUUCUGUCUUCGGAUGCAGUGGCUGUCACCUUUGGCGACAAGAUGCUGGGCUACCUUUCCUGGAUAAUGCCCUUUGCCGUGGCUUGCUCCACCUUUGGUUCCCUGAAUGGAGCGAUCUUUGCCUCCUCGCGACUAUUUUUUGUAGGAGCAAGGAACGGACAUUUGCCGGCGGCCAUUUCACUGAUUAAUGUCAAUUGCCUGACGCCAGUGCCGUCGCUGAUAUUCCUGGGCGUGAUCACUCUGCUCCUCCUGUUCAUCAAGGACAUCUAUGUGCUAAUCAAUUAUGUGAGCUACGUGGAGGCCCUGUUCACGCUCAUCUCGGUGUCCGGGCUACUGUGGCUGCGCUACAAACAGCCCAAGACGGAGAGGCCCAUCAAGGUUAGCCUGGCACUGCCCAUUAUCUACCUGAUUGUCUGCCUGUUCCUGGUGAUCUCCUCCUGCUCGCAGUCCCCCUAUGAGGUGGGCAUCGGCACGAUUAUCAUCUUGUCCGGCAUUCCAGUCUACUAUCUGACCAUCCACAACCCGGUCAAGUGGCUGGCGGACACCUCACAGGCAAUUAACCUGUGGUGCUCCAAGUUUUUCAUCUGUAUGCCCAACCAGGAGAAGUUCGACUAGGACCCAGCAGGGACUCGUGAGAUAGAGGAGUGCCUUCUGCGGAUGCCUCGAUCAAUGCAGUCGUCGAGGGGAAUACCUUGUAGUUAGCCUAAGUCUCAAUUUACAAAUAAGAUAGGCUUAGCAAUUGAAAUUCGAAAAAACCUACGCACAACAUUACAAAAGUGUUAUUGUAAAUAACUCAAAUGCAUUCUGGCGGGAAGAGAACAACUCCCUGCUUAACUUUUAUUAUUAAUAUUUGCUUUUAUAUUACAAUUGUUGUAUAUUUCACCCAAGAAAGAGUUCCUCGUCAGCAACACAGCAGCAACAAAAGAAGAGAAGACACAUGUCUAGUAUACAAAAUUGCGAACCAAUUUUUACACAUUAUACACGUAACUAGGAGCUAAUUUAGUAAGUAAUAAUUAUUAUUGAAGCAACUUUUGCGGAAUGUAUAAAUCGAAUUUGUUUUGUAUAAGAAACGUUAAUAAUAAACCAACUAAAUAUAGCAA